GCUUACUUUGGAUUCAAUUUAAACUUUUUUUUUGCAUAUAUAUCAAUUAACCUAUAACAAUAGACUUUUGCAAAGAGAUUAAUUCAGGAGAAGGUCUGUAGCACUGAAAUAGAUAUACAUCCUGAAUACAUGAACAUAAGUUCUAUAAUAAACAUUACAGAAAUGACAUGGGAAAACUUGGCUCUUUGGUUCCAGUUCUUGGUUUUAUUUUGGGAACCAUUCUCUACCUCCAUAAACCCCAGCAGUACAACUUCCUACAAACCAUUAUUUCCAUUGAAAUGUACAGGUCGGGUUGCAGUCAAAAGCUUUUCCGAUGGUUCCAAAAGUUAGGUUGGAGCAAAGGAGUGAAAGGAACACGAAUAGCAGCUGAUAAAAUAUGCAGCGAAUUCGAUCAGAAAAUUGUGUCAUGGAAGAAUGAAAUACAGGUGGAGCUUGGAAUGCCUGCACCUCCUCAGCAACCAUUGAACGUGGACUUUGAAAGUUCAGAUACAGAUAGCUCACAUAACUCCCUAGCUUCCUCUGGUUCUGAGAUUACAAACCAAGAUUCCUCUGAUGUAGACUUCAGUAGUGAAGAUGAAAGUGAUAUAGUACCCCUACCAUUUGAUGAUUCCCUCCUUGAUGAACCUGAGGCGGAUGAACAAAAUCCAGGGUAUUCUGUUUGCUGGGACAAUGUUCAGAAGCUGAGUAUGACUCGCCACCACCUCCGGCAGGAAAAUAAGAUGAUGUUGUGGGCCUUGUGCUUCGCUGCUAAAAACCGUAUAUCCUUUCGUGACUUAGAUACAGUAGAUAAUACAUUCUCUGUAACAGAUAUAGGACUGCAGAACUACCUACCCUCUGAUACAGACUGGAGAAUACUGAGGAGUAGAAUGGAGCAUCUUGUACAGAAAAUAGUCCAGGUUUACUUUCCCCAGUUCAGUGAAAUGGAUGUUAAAGAUACUCCUCAUCAGUACACACAGCAGUCUCAAAAAAAGUCUGAAAUAGUGCCAAUUGGACAAGACAGAAAUCCUUACCAAAUUCUUUGCCAUGGUGAUCAGCUGAGUGUGGAAAGGAUGGUUGAGGCAAAAUUAUCUAUGGCCUUCAGUGAGGAUGCAGAAGAUCAACUCACUGGUCUUGUCCCGCGUCCUCAGGGGUUUCACAAAAGGUGCAUCAUCCUGCAGGAUUCCAUGAACAUGCUCUUCAGUGGCAGCACUGUGGGUGACAAGGGUUCGUUAUGCCAUAUAAAAAACAAGUUCACCUUUCGAAGUGUUAAGAAAAAAAUAUCUGAUUGUGUAAAUUCAGUAGUGGACUUUUUCAAUUUUGUGACUGAAGGUUGUGUGUGCUUGAUAAUUUGCAAGCUACUAAAUAUCAAGAACAUUGAUGAGUUGUCAAAUCUUGUACCUGAUGAUGACAAAGAGAGGCAGGAUAUGUUUGUAGAUCUGUGCAAGCAGGUGGUUCAGCUAUCUUGGCCCCUGAUAGACACACAGUCAAUCCAGGAAGUAGUAGUCGGUGAAGCAGCAGAGGAUGUCCAGUACCACGACGAUACAAUCAUCUACUGGGACAACAAUCAGAUAUUGGAGGAUACGCUGCCAUAUCAUGAGGACUCUGACAAUGACUUUGUUGAUGAACCUGUCGCAGCACACCAGGAAAGUGGAGACUCAGUCUAUCAGUACAGCCGUAGCAUGUUGUGGCGCGGACUUCUCCAUAUGGCCCAGACACAUGCAGAACGCACCAACAAUGGAGACCAUAUCAUUUCAGAUUGGAGAAUGGACAUGGUGCAAUUCUGGAAUCAUAACCACAACAAAUACUUGAUUUUAGGUCAUCGCCUCCUUGGAGGUGUCAGUGGGUGUUUACCUCCCAGAUUAAGAAAUGAAGUCAUCUGGAAUAGCACUGCCAAUCUGACUGGAAAACCUGGACACAAUAUAGCCCUGGAUCUUGUGAAUGAAUUCCUGAAUAAUGAAUUCAAAUCAAACCUGAAGAAUUCUCAUGGGCAAUACACAGAUGCACAGGUGUCAAGAUGCAGCCAUCUAGUAGGGAGUGUUGGCAAGUCUAUUGAAGACAUUUUCCAAUCUGAUAUAAUUCAGGAUUAUAUCCCCAAGGCAACGACAACAGAUGGUUCCUCUAGACCUAAAAUUAAGAAAUUUAUUGAUGAGUACAGUGGAGAGAAUUUGUUUGAAGAUGAUGGUGAAAGACAUCACACAGGAUUUGAAAAUUUUGAGCACAAAGUAGGGGUGAACAAUCCAGAAAAGUUAAAAGCGAGGCUGCAAAAAUAUGGAAAAAGUAUGGAAAAUGAGGAAUACAUAUUCAAAAACAUAUGAUUUUGAGAUCAAACACAGUCAAUAUGCAGGUGGGGUUAAUUAAAUAUAUACAUUGUACGUACAUGUACAAAUCUUAUGUUCUUGAACAAGGACAGCAG
This is a messenger RNA of Ostrea edulis (European flat oyster), 2392 nucleotides long. RefSeq lists its product as uncharacterized. Lineage: Eukaryota; Metazoa; Mollusca; Bivalvia; Ostreida; Ostreidae. The transcript is spliced from 9 exons. The coding region runs from base 168 to 2294 and encodes 708 amino acids. The record is from RefSeq and is a predicted model, not a curated record.